AUGAGCAAAAUAAUAUAAAAAAAAUUAAUAUGUUCUAACUGUUCAAAAUUUAAUAAUUCAGAUCCUAUUAACAAAAUCUUCAUUAAGAAUUAGAAGAACAUAUUGAAAUUCCAGUUAAAUUGUACCAAUAUAUUGAUAGUUUAUACUUUAAGUUAAAUUAUUGAUUAUUUAUUAUUUUAAUAAUAAUAAUAAAUUAAUAUUGUCAAAAAAUAUAUCACCUCAAAAAUAAAAAGAAAUAAAAAUUUUGCUGUUAAUUAUGUCAUAAAAUUCACAGAGAACAUUCUGAAAGUAUAUUUCAAAUUGAUUGGGUUCGAAGUUAGAUGGCUUUAGGUGGAAAAAAUUAUAAAGAAAUAUAGUUUAAUUUAUAAGAAUUUGAUUAAGUUAUAAAUACUGAAAGCAGGACUGCGUUUUCAAUAAUUUUUAAGAAUUUUAGAUUUGAAACAUGGAUAUAUAAAUUGGUUAAUUCAGAGAAUUAGGAUUGGUUUCGGAUACUUUAUUACCAUAAUUGAGUGA
This is a messenger RNA of Paramecium octaurelia, 513 nucleotides long. The record is from the annotation of a GenBank genome assembly. Lineage: Eukaryota; Ciliophora; Oligohymenophorea; Peniculida; Parameciidae.